Chaetomium strumarium is the source of this 1840-nucleotide messenger RNA. Its product is annotated as glycoside hydrolase family 51 protein. The record is from RefSeq and is a predicted model, not a curated record. Gene Ontology annotation, biological process: L-arabinose metabolic process; polysaccharide catabolic process. Gene Ontology annotation, molecular function: alpha-L-arabinofuranosidase activity. Lineage: Eukaryota; Fungi; Ascomycota; Sordariomycetes; Sordariales; Chaetomiaceae. The coding region runs from base 168 to 1685 and encodes 505 amino acids. The transcript is spliced from 5 exons.
GCUCCGACUUGGACCGCGUUCCGCCCAGUGACCUGCCGGCAUGUGACACGAUAUGGUUUUGAGUCCGCUAGCGGCUGAGUCGGAGACUAUCGACGACCUCGAGCAGCUUGUUUGGUUUCUACAUCUGUGAGUUCUACACGCCCGCCCAUCACCAUCCUGAACCAGCGAUGGCGAGCUUCACAAGGGUUGAAGAGGGGGAGACCCCGUGCAUCACGGUCCAUCCGACCAACAAGAUAGCAAAAGUCGACGACAAUAUCUAUGGAGGGUUUACAGAACAUAUGGGACGAUGCAUCUACGGCGGCAUCUACGACCCCGGCAACCCUCUAUCUGACGAGAACGGUUUCCGGAAGGACGUGAUUGAGGCUAUGAAGGAGCUGAACGUUCCCGUGGUCCGGUAUCCUGGCGGGAACUUCGUUGCCACAUACCACUGGCUCGACGGGGUUGGGCCCAAGGAGAACCGGCCAGCUAGACCCGAGCUGGCAUGGAUCGGUACUGAAACCAACGAAUUUGGGACGGAUGAGUUUAUGAAAUGGUGCGAAGUCGUCGGAUGCGAGCCCUACAUUUGCUUGAACUUCGGCACGGGGACUCUCGAUGAAGCCCUGGCGUGGCUGGAAUACUGCAACUCAGAUCGCAACACCUACUACGCGAACCUGCGCCGGAAAAACGGGAGGGAAAAGCCGUACAAUUACUGGGCUCUGGGAAAUGAGUGCUGGGGGCCGUGGCAGGUCGAACAGAUGACCAAGGAAGACUACGCCAAGAAGGCCUACCAGUGGGCCAAGGCUCUCAAGCUGCUGGACCCCAGCAUCACGCUCAUCCUGUGCGGCGCGACGGGCUCCUCCUCGUGGGACUACCACGUGCUGAAGGAGUGCGUGCGAUGGGACUCGCACGGCCUCAACACCAUCUCCAAGUCCCUGAUCGACAUGCACAGCAUCCACAUCUACACGGCCGACAGUGAGCACCUCGCCAACGCGACGGCGCCCCGGUCGGCGGAGCGCGCCAUCCAGAUGACCAGCGCGCUGAUCGACCUGGCGCGCAUCGAGAACCAGGUGCCCGCGACGGUGCCCAAGCAAAAGAUCUGCUUCGACGAGUGGAACGUGUGGGACCCGGUCCGCGCGCCCGGCGAGCAGGGCGCCGAGGAGCGCUACACGCUGUCGGACGCGCUGGCCGUGGCCGUGUGGCUGAACGUGUUCGUGCGCCAGGCGCGCGACGUCGGAAUGGCCAACCUCGCGCAGUCGGUCAACGUCAUCUCGCCGCUGCUGACGAGCCGCGACGGCCUGGUUAAGCAGACGAUCUGGUGGCCGCUGCUGCUGUUCAGCCGCUACAUGCGCGGCCACGCCGUCGCGCUCAACGUGCGCGCGCCCGAGUACGCGGGCCGCACGAACCCGCCCUGGAUCCGCGCCGCGAUUGAGACGCCGUUCCUCGACUGCAGCGCGACGGUGGGUGAUGAUGGCUAUGUCAACCUGGCGGUCGCGAAUCUGAGCGAGGAGCGGGGCUUUGACGUCGCGCUCGAGGGGUUGAAGACGGAUGGCGAGGUUGCUGUCUUCACCGUCUCCGGUGACAAUGUCCAUGUCACGAAUACCGCCGAGGAGCAGAAGGUCGGCAUUGCGGAGAGCACCUGGGAUGGGAAGGGCAAGUUUACCUUUGGCAAGCACUCUUUUACGCUGCUGAGGUGGAAGCCCGCGUGAAGUGGUCUUGUGUGACGGUGCGACGGUACGACGGUAUUGAAAUGGCCGAUCAAAGAAAUCAGGAAUAAAGACGGUCAGCUGUAAAAAAGGUGGAUGCUUACAAACUCAUCUGGUGAUACAAGAGUCAAAGGCGCUGUUUGCAUUCUGGUAUGUUG